This is a messenger RNA of Clunio marinus, 501 nucleotides long. The record is from the annotation of a GenBank genome assembly. NCBI's taxonomy places the organism in Eukaryota, Metazoa, Arthropoda, Insecta, Diptera, Chironomidae.
AUGUCAUUACUACUAAUUUUAUUUCGACAUACAAACAACAUGCGGAUAUUUCCACACAUUCGUCUAUUAUAUCAUCGUCAAUACAUGGAAGAUUUUUCGUUGGGAAUAAAUUCGCAAGAUUUUGCGUUACCAACAACUGGGAAAGAUGGAUUUCGAGUCUCCAUAGAUCUUGAAAAAUUUUCGGAAAAUGAAAUCAAUGUUAAGACUGUUAAUAAUUUCGUGGUAAUUGAAGGCAAGCAUGAAGAACGUCAUGACGAAGAUGGAUACAUUACACGUCGGUUUACUCGAAGAUAUUCAUUACCAAAAGGGUAUGAUCCAAGCACAAUCACUUCGACAUUGUCAUCUGAUGGUGUUUUGACCAUUAAAGCUCCACCACCAAAGAAUCAACUUGAAAAUAAUGAACGAGUCAUACCUAUACAGCAAACAGGUCCCGAUCGUUUGAAUGCAAGGGAAAAUAAGAAAGAAGGAGAUGAUGAUAAGAAGUCGGAGGAAUCUAGUUAA